Molecule: messenger RNA, 1947 nt
Organism: Apis dorsata (giant honeybee)
Lineage: Eukaryota; Metazoa; Arthropoda; Insecta; Hymenoptera; Apidae
Gene: Ubi-p63E
Product: polyubiquitin-like
Biological process (GO): modification-dependent protein catabolic process; protein ubiquitination
Cellular component (GO): nucleus; cytoplasm
Molecular function (GO): ubiquitin protein ligase binding; protein tag activity
Source: RefSeq, a predicted model, not a curated record
UGUAGAGAUCUCCUGACAUGUUUGCGCAUGAUCAGUACAGUUUUCUCUCAUUGACAUAAAAGGAACGUUUGUCGUUUCCUUUAUUCAGUUCUACAAGGUAUUUCAGAGUGCUUUUAGAGGAAGAACUUCGUGAGACUUCUUAAAUUUUAUAGAAAUUUUUGCUGCAUCAUAAACUACUUCCAAGGAAGAUAAUCAUGCAGAUCUUUGUCAAAACAUUGACAGGUAAAACAAUAACUCUGGAGGUAGAGGCCUCAGAUACCAUUGAAAAUGUAAAAGCGAAAAUUCAAGACAAGGAAGGAAUUCCACCAGAUCAGCAAAGAUUGAUCUUUGCUGGUAAACAACUAGAAGAUGGACGUACAUUAUCUGAUUAUAAUAUUCAAAAAGAGUCAACACUACAUUUAGUAUUGCGUUUGAGAGGUGGAAUGCAAAUUUUUGUCAAAACACUUACUGGAAAAACUAUUACUUUAGAAGUUGAAGCUUCAGAUACCAUUGAAAAUGUUAAAGCUAAAAUUCAGGAUAAAGAAGGUAUUCCUCCCGAUCAACAGAGAUUGAUUUUUGCUGGAAAACAAUUGGAAGAUGGUCGUACACUUUCUGAUUAUAAUAUUCAAAAAGAAUCUACACUUCAUCUUGUUUUGCGACUUCGUGGUGGUAUGCAAAUUUUCGUCAAAACUCUUACGGGAAAGACUAUUACUCUUGAAGUUGAAGCUUCCGAUACCAUUGAAAAUGUAAAAGCCAAGAUUCAAGACAAAGAAGGUAUUCCUCCUGACCAACAGAGAUUGAUCUUUGCUGGAAAACAAUUGGAAGAUGGCCGUACUCUUUCCGAUUACAAUAUUCAAAAAGAAUCAACCCUCCAUCUCGUUCUACGACUUCGUGGUGGUAUGCAAAUUUUCGUUAAGACUCUUACAGGAAAAACUAUUACUUUAGAAGUUGAAGCAUCCGAUACUAUUGAAAAUGUUAAGACUAAAAUUCAGGAUAAAGAAGGUAUUCCUCCCGAUCAACAGAGAUUGAUUUUUGCUGGUAAACAGCUGGAAGAUGGUCGUACACUUUCGGAUUAUAAUAUUCAAAAAGAAUCAACACUACAUUUAGUAUUGCGUUUGAGAGGUGGAAUGCAAAUUUUUGUCAAAACNCUUACGGGAAAGACUAUUACUCUUGAAGUUGAAGCUUCUGAUACCAUUGAAAAUGUAAAAGCCAAGAUUCAAGACAAAGAAGGUAUUCCGCCUGACCAACAGAGACUGAUCUUUGCUGGUAAACAGUUGGAAGAUGGUCGUACUCUUUCCGAUUACAAUAUUCAAAAAGAAUCUACACUUCAUCUUGUUUUGCGACUUCGUGGUGGUAUGCAAAUUUUUGUCAAGACUCUCACGGGUAAAACUAUUACUCUUGAAGUUGAAGCUUAUGAUGCCAUUGAAAAUGUAAAAGCAAAAAUUCAAGACAAAGAAGGUAUUCCGCCUGACCAACAGAGACUGAUCUUUGCUGGUAAACAGUUGGAAGAUGGUCGUACUCUUUCCGAUUAUAAUAUCCAAAAAGAAUCUACACUUCAUCUUGUUUUGCGACUUCGUGGUGGUAUGCAAAUUUUUGUCAAGACUCUCACGGGUAAAACUAUUACUCUUGAAGUUGAAGCUUCCGACACAAUUGAAAAUGUAAAAGCAAAAAUUCAAGACAAAGAAGGUAUUCCUCCUGAUCAACAGAGAUUGAUCUUUGCUGGAAAACAAUUGGAAGAUGGACGUACACUUUCUGAUUAUAAUAUUCAAAAAGAAUCGACUCUUCACCUUGUACUUCGUCUCCGAGGUGGUCGAUGAUUUCAUACAUUGAAUUUCGUUUUAAUAUGGAUAAUAUAUAAAAUAAAAAAAUAGAAAUAAAUUUUUUUACUUUUAUUCAUAAUAGUUGCUUAUGUAAUAUAAUUCUGUGAAUGAUACAUCCUGAUAAAUAAAUGGUAUUAUUAAAAAUAUA